AUGAAGAAGACUGAUGCUGGUUCUUCUGAGAAACAAAUCAAGGAGUCUAAAUCUACAAAGGUUCCAAAGAAGUUACCAGUUACUGAAGUAGAGCCAACUUUACACGAAGUUUCAGUUGCUGAUACACCCUUAACUCAAAAGGAAAUUAUUCCUUCGAAGACCGAUUUUUUUCGAAGAAUCAAAAUGAAAUCAAAGCACAAGAACCGAUCUCCACUCACAAAUUUUGUCCAAAAGCCACAGAAAAAGAAGAAGAAGAAGAAAAGCAAAAUGAUCAUCUCUUCUGAGUGUACAGCUGAUGAAGAUGAUACAUUUACAGAAACUCCAGAAGCCAAUCUUAACAAAGAAACUUCUACUCCUGCACAGAAAACUGUUAUACCACCCGAAGAUUCGGUUGCCAAGUCAUUAUCUAAGGAGGCCCGAACUUCUGACAUUCUUGUAAACGUAUCUAAUACGGAUGCAAAUGUCAUCAUGGGUGAGGAUGAUUCGAAGAAAGAAAACCAAGGUAAACCUUCGACUGUAACCUCAGAAACCUUUGUUUCUUUUCCUCCACACAUUACACCUGUCAUACCCACUACUUCCACUACUAGUUCUCCUACUUUCUAA
Lactuca saligna is the source of this 603-nucleotide messenger RNA. NCBI's taxonomy places the organism in Eukaryota, Viridiplantae, Streptophyta, Magnoliopsida, Asterales, Asteraceae. The record is from the annotation of a GenBank genome assembly.